Messenger RNA from Gasterosteus aculeatus aculeatus (three-spined stickleback), 892 nucleotides. It is a transcript of the gene syce2, whose product is annotated as synaptonemal complex central element protein 2. Gene Ontology annotation, cellular component: central element. Lineage: Eukaryota; Metazoa; Chordata; Actinopteri; Perciformes; Gasterosteidae. The record is from RefSeq and is a predicted model, not a curated record. Gene Ontology annotation, biological process: synaptonemal complex assembly.
CUAAGGGGCUGCAUAAUAAAAAGCAACUCUCAAGUAUCUUCAUUCAUUUCACAGAGUAUUUUUAUUGGGAGUUGUUGCUACUUUACUGCUUCCAGCACUGCUAACCAGCUGUCAACCAUAAAUGGAUUUUUUCUUCGAUGACCUCGCGUUGCCCUCCAGCUCUCAGUCCACAUCCGACAUGCAACACGAAGAGCCACAUGGCUUCACAGCAGAGACCCACCUGUCCCCAGAUAUGCCAGAAGAUCCUAAGUCAUGGAGCGGGAAGUCCUCUCUCACGAGCGCGACCGAGGGUCAAGAGCAGCAUACCAGCUCAAGUAUAGCUGAGAUCAGCAGAAGAGUUCAGGAACUGGUUGAAAAGAUGAAUGACAGCCGCACCACCAACCAGCAAGUUUUGGACAGCUUCCAGGAGAAGUUAGUGGAGAAGGUGACAGAGACGUGUCAGAAGAUGAAGGAGCACAUGUACACGAUCUAUGACGAGACCAGUAAAGAGAUGGAGGUGAUGCUGCAGGAGUUAUGCGAGGUGCUGGAGAGCUGCACUAAGCUCAACAGUGAGCUCGAGGAGGCCAGCCAGGCGCUGGAGAGUCUCAGGGGAGCGCUGGCCAUUACGCAGGCAUCAGAACUCUGAUGAACUAGUUGUGAUUUUUGUUUUGAUUUUUAAUUAGUUAAUGUGUUCUUUAGGUCAAUGAGUUGUGUCUUCAGACUAGUUUAUUUUCUCCCAAUGCAGGAGUUAUUUAGAUUUCUCCCAUUUCCUCUUUCUUCUUCCUCUUACUCAAGAACACACGCAUAAUUGUGUCUUUGUGGUUGGGAGAGCAGUUCAGUUCAGUUCAGUUCACAGCUCAUGAUUGUUGUAGUUGUUGAUUGUUAUAGAAUAAAAGAGCAAAAGCUGAAAAUA